AUGUCAGGGGUAAUAACAAGCAUUCUUUCCUCGAUCGUGUCUAUAAUCAUUCCGCUUCAUGUGACACUAGAAACUGUGUAUCUGUCAAAGGAUUCAAACGCAAUGUCAUCGUUUGUCAAAUCCACAUCUAUGUUACAACCACAAACUGAACAAGCUGAAUUAACCACUUUACUUCUAAAAUACUGGGCUUUGCAUGGUAUAAUAUAUCUAUUAAUACCACAGACACCUUUGCAAUUUUUGGUAGGAAUUCUACCAUUUUCGGGUUUGAUAAUAUUCAUUUACAACAUACUAGCAACCGUUGAAUUAUUGGCUAAAUUUACAACAUUUAUAAACGAACAGCAACAAUUCCUAUCGAAUUUCCUUAAGUUCAUAAAUAGUAUGAAUGAUCCAAAGAAAUCCAAAUUAGAACAAUUUACAAGACUAUAUCAGAGUAGUUUUACAAAUUAUUAUAACCAAAAAUACCACACUGAUAUUAGAGAUCAAAAUUUAGUCGAUAGCUUCUUAUUCGGGACUUAUACAGAUUCUGUUAUUGCAUUAUGUAAGAGAUACGCAAAAAUUGCACCACAGACUAAUAUAAUACCAACGUGUUUUGAUUUUAUUAUUGUGAAUAUAAUAAAUUUCAAAAACUUUGUUUUGUCUAAUUAUAACUUUGCAGAAGAGCAUUCAAAUAUGAAUACAGGUACUAGUAAUACUACACCGAAUAAAUCAUCAUCAUCAUUUGGGAACGAAAAAACAACGGGUAGAAGCUCAGGAACCAAUUUUCAUCCGGGGUCAUUUGAAAGCACAAAUAACAGUAACUACGACACCCCAUAUGAGGAAUAUAAUAUUAUUAACGAUCUACUGAAUGAGGCCAAAAAACUGUUUAACCCACCCACGCAACGACCCCAUCCAGAGGCAGAUGAUGAUCUUGAUGAGCCAAAUAUGCCUAGUUUAGAUUAA
Messenger RNA from Maudiozyma barnettii, 939 nucleotides. It is a transcript of the gene ATG40, whose product is annotated as Atg40p. The record is from RefSeq and is a predicted model, not a curated record. The transcript has a single exon. Bases 1 to 939 code for a protein of 312 amino acids. Lineage: Eukaryota; Fungi; Ascomycota; Saccharomycetes; Saccharomycetales; Saccharomycetaceae.